This is a messenger RNA of Drosophila elegans, 2869 nucleotides long. RefSeq names its product maltase 1. Gene Ontology annotation, biological process: carbohydrate metabolic process. The transcript is spliced from 3 exons. Lineage: Eukaryota; Metazoa; Arthropoda; Insecta; Diptera; Drosophilidae. The record is from RefSeq and is a predicted model, not a curated record. The coding region runs from base 783 to 2573 and encodes 596 amino acids.
GUAGCAUCUAUAAACAAUGGCAGACCUUUGUGGCUGGUAAAAUGUUUAAUUAAGCUGCCAGAUUCAGCCUGGUGUAAGUCUGCAGGGGAUUGGCUGAGGGAAGUGGGUACGGCUGAUUCGCCGUAUAGUUAAUUGGCGUUUGUGAAUUUUUGGGUUAUUUGAAUCGCAUUAAUACUGUACAAUAUAAUUACAUUUUUUUUAGUUUGAAGUCAAUCUUGAGAACUAGAACUAGAUUUGAAUCGAUUUUUAAUUGUAUAUAGACCAAUAAAAUGUAAUGUAAUUUUAAGUCAAACCAUCACAAGUUUUGAAACUGCUUAGUUUCUAUAAUUCAAUAAUUUUUUUAAGUAUAUAAAUUAAUAAAAUGUAUGUAUUUCUAGAUUUCAAGGGCAUACAAAUAUUGUUUCUUCUGUUUUUUUUUUUUUAAUUUUAUGAUUGCCCUAAAGCAUUGUGUAGUUCCAUUACAAAUGAACUGUAUGCACAAUGUAAUUUACUUAAUGAGCUGUAUUCAAGUAUUGAUUUACUUCCGAUCUUUCUUCCUGUCAGUUUUACUUUUUCAUUGUUUCAACUCGAAGGUUAGAAAUUGUUCCUCUGUUUGGUCAACUGGCCAGUGUAGGAGCCUUGUGGAACAAACAAGUUUAAAUGCUUAAUUCCAUUUAAACACUCUUCAAAGUGUCACAACAAUUGGUCAAAUAUUGGAGCGAUAAAAUCGCCAAAUUAAAUAAACAAAACCGGAAUUGUAAUGUUGGGGGGCAGUAACAGUAUAAAAAGCAGGCCAAAUUGGGAUGACAAUAGAAAACGAGCUUGUUCGUUUGACCGCGAUGGGUGUUGUAAAAGUAGCUUUCGUGUUAACUGGGUGUCUAGUGGCCAUCCUGGCCCACAAGCAUCAGUCCAAGGAGCAGGAUGCCAAGUACAAUUGGUGGCAGCACGAGGUCUUCUACCAGAUCUAUCCGAGAUCCUUUCAGGACAGCAACGGCGAUGGAAUCGGCGAUCUGCGCGGUAUUACUUCCAGGUUGCAGUACUUCAAGGACACUGGAAUCACGUCCGUCUGGCUAAGUCCCAUCUACGAGUCACCCAUGGUGGACUUUGGCUACGACAUAUCAAACUAUACGAACAUUCAGCCGGAAUAUGGCACCCUGGAGGACUUUGACGAGUUGAUAGCCAGGGCUAAUGAGGUGGGCGUCAAGGUCAUCCUUGAUUUUGUGCCCAAUCAUAGCUCGAAUAAGCAUCCCUGGUUCAUCAAGUCCGUGGCUCGAGAGCCGGGCUACGAGGAUUUCUAUGUGUGGGAGGAUGGAGUACUCUUGGAGAACGGCACUCGAGUGCCGCCCAACAAUUGGCUGUCGGUCUUCUCCGGAUCCGCCUGGAUGUGGAACGAGGAGCGGCAGCAGUUCUACCUGAGACAGUUCACCUACGGACAGCCCGAUCUCAACUACCGAAAUCCCGCCGUGGUCCAGGCCAUGGACAAUGUAAUGCUGUUCUGGCUGAACAAGGGAAUCGCCGGCUUUCGCAUCGAUGCCAUCAUCUAUAUAUACGAGGAUGCACAAUUGAGGGACGAGCCGCCAAGUGGCACCACCGAUGAUGCCAACUCUGAGACGUAUUUAGAGCAUAUCUAUACCAGGAACCAACCGGAGGACUACGGUCUUCUUCAGCACUGGCGGGAACUGCUGGACAACUACACGGCCAGCCAUGAGGGACCCGUGAGAAUAAUGAUGACCGAGGGCUACGCCUCCGUGUCCCAGCUAAUGGAGUACUACGAAGACGCGAAUGGAGUUCAGGGACCAGAGUUUCCCUUCAACUUUGACUUCAUCACCGAGCUGAAUGCCAACUCGACAGCUGCGGACUUUGUCUUCUACAUCUCCAGGUGGCUCAUCUAUAUGCCACAUGGUCAUGUGGCCAACUGGGUGAUGGGAAAUCACGACAAUCCUCGAGUGGCAUCGCGAUUUGGUGAGAAGACAGUGGACGCCAUGAAUAUGCUGCUGAUGACACUGCCCGGAAUUGCCAUUACCUACAAUGGCGAAGAGUUGGGUAUGACGGACUACAGGGACAUUAGCUGGAGCGAUACUGUGGACCAGCCUGCCUGCGAAUCUGGCAUCGACAACUACAAGUGGGUCUCUCGAGACCCGGAACGCACACCCAUGCAAUGGAGCAGUGAUCCCAACGCUGGGUUCUCCACUGCCGAUCGCACUUGGCUGCCUGUCAAUCCCAACUACAAGGAGCUGAAUCUUCGCAACCAGCAGCAGGCAAGGCAAAGUCACUACAAGAUCUAUCAGUCCCUCCUGAAGCUACGAAAGCUGCCGGUUCUCAAGAAUGGCACCUUUGUUGCUGAAGUAGUGAAUCGCAGGGUCUUCGCUUUCAAACGAGAGCUGAAGGCCGAGUACACUCUGCUGACAAUCGUGAACGUGAAGAACCGCACGGAAGUGGUGGAUAUCAGCGACUAUAUCGAUCAGCCUAAUCGGCUGAACGUCCUUGUUGUGGGCGUGGAUUCGCAGCACAGGGUGGGGGAUCGACUCAAGGCCGAGGCCAUCGAACUGGCACCCUACGAGGGCCUGGUCAUUCAGCUGAACAGGCGAAAGUAAUCAACACACUACUUGGUAUUCAAAAUUAAAGUACUAAAAAAAAACUUUCCGAUUGCCGCAGCUUUUCUUUUUAGCUUUUCUAUUUUCGCAUUUGCAUGUAUCUCGAGCGGGUCAUCUAAAUCGAGUUUCCAUUUUGUUUGACAACAAAACACAUUUCCGCAUACAUAAGUGCUUCGCAAACAUUUUAAUUGAAUUGAGAGCACUUGGUGUCUGCCCUUUCUCGAAUUGAAAGUCGUAAUUCAUAAUUGUCGUCGGGAAUUUUGGUUGACCCUUUUGGGGUUAAGGGUAGCUUAUAA